AUUGUUAAAUCCGUAUUACUUUAUUUCGAGUACACUUAUAGAAUAUGCUGGAUACCUUAUUUAAAAGUCACUAUCUUCAAUUUUCUGGUCAGUUAACUGCCUAUUCAUAUCUGAUGUUUAGGUCUUAUAAAGAAAGGUCCUGAUUGCGAAUCAGCCUAUAUAUUAUGAUAUUUAAGUAAUUUAGUCUAAUGAUAAGACAGUAUAGGAAAACCAAUUAAGAAACUAUGCAAUCUUCAGUUAUGGAUUGUAUUAUUUUGAGCGAAGGAGAUCAGGUUGUUAUCUGCGUAACCUUAAAAUUAAGUAACAGUUUACUCAUUUUUGCGAAUAGCUGAAUUCUUGUUUUAACACCGAAACGGCGAAUAACAGAAACAGCUAUGAUUUUCUUAUUAUGUUAGUUUUGAUUAAUUGUUACCAAAUACUCUUCGCAUUUUGCUUCAACCACUGAAUCGACUUUCUGUGGUACGUAUAAAAUGGUAUCAUAGAAGUACAAUGUAUGGAAAUGCUAACAAAAUUACUUCAUCAAAACACGAUAAUUUAGUAUACGGGGUACUUUUUGGACACGAACAAAAACGGGCGCGAGUCGCGUUAGUGGCGUAACCAUACAAAUCUACAACUUAAGAAUAUGUUAGAAGAUAGCACAAAUAUUCCUCAAGAUAUAAGAGUGGUGUGCCACUAAAAUUAACAUCAUAAAAUGAAAGAAUGGCGGGUAAGUUAGGUAAGGAAGAGUGGGAGGGAGUUAAGAUUACCAGAAAUUUGAAUUUCAACGGCUUGGUCUUGUUAUAUUAUUAUUAAUAUUAUUAUAUUAAUAUUUAUAUUACAAAAAGGAAUGACCUUUGAAGACAAUAAGAGCGUGCAUGCAUGUCUUAACCAACCACCUGAGUCCAUCCAUAUUUUCCUGAUUUUUCUGAGGAUGAUUUCCUAAAAAAAUUCUAACGAAAAAUUUUCACAAAGAAAAGAUCAAAGUUUUUCAUCAUACCAAAAUUUGGGACUUUUCACCCCCACAAACAAUUUUUGUCAAUGUUUUUCCUCCCUUUUCCAUUGAUCUUGAUUGCUUGAUCGGAGACCUUCACCUGUUCGCCGUCAGAGGAGCUUAGUUCUUCCCUAAUUCCAUCUACAUUCAUCUGAAAUAGAAAGAUUUAUUCUGUUAUUGCAUGAUUUGUUGGCUGGUUUGGAUAUGAUCUGAAAUUUCGCUUUAUGGGUUGAGAUGAGAUGCCUUUUGUUUUGUGAUUGUCAUCAAUGAUGGUAAUCAGAUUCUGAAGUUUUGGUUGUUCUUGGAUGAAUCUGAGUUGUUGGGUAUCUGGGAUUUUUCCUAUCUCAGUUGGAGAUAAAAGAAAAAUCAUCAUUUCCGACAACAAAAAUAACAAAAGACGGGUUUGAUUGAUUCGACAUGAAUUGCCUACCGUGCUUCCCCAAGGACGAAGAAGAAGCCGCCGCUGAUCCCCAACCACCUCCUCUCAAAAAAGAUUCUCUUGCUCGUAUCGAACCCAAAGAAAACACUUCUUCUUCAUCUAAAGCAAAAAAUUUUACCUUCCGGGAGUUGGCCAUGGCAACAAAAAAUUUCCGGCAGGAAUGCCUGUUAGGAGAAGGUGGAUUCGGAAGAGUAUUCAAAGGGAAGCUUCAAUCUUCUGGCCUGGUUGUCGCUGUAAAGCAGCUAGACAGGAACGGAAUGCAAGGAAACAAGGAGUUCCUUGUCGAGGUGUUGAUGCUCAGUCUUAUCCAGCACUCGAAUUUGGUUAGUCUCAUUGGCUACUGUGCUGACGGAGAUCAACGGCUUCUGGUGUAUGAAUAUCUGCAGAUGGGAUCACUAGAGAAUCUUCUGUUUGGUGAUGAUCCUGAUAAGAAGCCAUUGGAUUGGUACACAAGGAUGAAAAUAGCUUUGGGUGCAGCCAAUGGACUCGAGUAUUUACAUGACAAGGCUAAUCCACCUGUCAUAUAUCGUGAUUUUAAAUCCUCGAAUAUCUUACUAGAUGAAAACUAUGAACCAAAACUGUCUGACUUUGGUCUUGCCAAGCUUGGAGCAGGUGCAGGUAAGGUAAACCCAACAUCAAGGGUAAUGGGAACUUAUGGUUAUUCUGCACCUGAGUACUCAAGUGGUGGAGAGCUUACACUCAAAUCUGACAUUUAUAGCUUUGGAGUUGUAUUCCUAGAGCUUCUCACUGGACGAAAAGCCAUUGACACAACUAGACCAAAUGAUGAACAAAAUUUAGUUACAUGGGCACAACCGAUAUUUAGGGAGCCUAAAAGAUUUCCGGAUUUGGCAGAUCCAAAGCUAAAUAAAGAAUUCCCCUUGACAUGCCUAAACCAAGCUGUUGGCAUUUGUGCAAUGUGUCUUCAAGAAGAACCAUCUGUUCGUCCCUUGAUUGGUGAUGUUGUUGCAGCACUUAGUUUCCUCGCGGUACCUCAACCAAUUACAACUCCUCCCCCACCAGCAAAUUCCCCGCCAUCAGAGCAGAAGAUGGUCUAUGAAAUCGAGACUAGCCAGAGUCAACCGCCCCAUUCAGAUGACAGUGCACGGUAUGAUGGUAGAAUCAGUGAAGAUAGUGAGAGUUCUCAUAGUGAAGAUGAAAGUGGUUCAGAUCAUCAGAAUGAAGGAAGUUGUCAUGAAUUUUCGGUAGAAGAGAAAGAUUACAGUAGUCGAUAUUCAGAGAGAGAAAGUGAACCACGAGAUUCUAGAGGACAGAGCUUUGAUACUUCAGAGGAACAACUCACUUACACAUCAGACUCAGAUAAUAGUGGAGGUGGUAAUACUAAUUAUGAUGAUGCUGAAACUACAGAGCUUGAAGAAAGAUCAGUAGAUUCCAUUGCUAAUUACAGUUUGUACUCUGCUAGAAGUACUGACAGUAGCAUGAAAUCUGAUGCUGGGUAUAAAUCCUCCUUACAUGGAAGUAGUAGGACAUCUUCUCCUACAAAAGUUAAUAAUGGCUCUCGUAGAAGAAAGCCGGUUGUAACAUUUAAAGAACCAAGUUUAAGCGCGAAGAGAAAUGGUACUAGAAGACCCGAGGGUGAACAUAGCAGUUCAGAUAAUAAUAAUAACCAGACUACACUCCCUGCUGCUACAGAUGGUAAACAGCAACAAGAACAACAGCAACAACUAAGUUCAAGUUCAUCAAAUUCAGAAGUUAGCAGUGAAUCUGAGGAUGAGAAGGGGUCUCCAAGACCCGAGGAAGACACACAAAUUCCUUCUCAGAAUAAUGGAAACCAAGAAGAAGCCAUCAGUAGCCCUGAUAGUUUUGACAAUUGUCAUCGAGUUUUUGAGCAAAAUCGUAAAGAAAAUCCACAGUUACGGCAUCUUAAAACCAGGUGAUAUCUAUGUGAAGAGGCUAUACGAUUUUCCAUCUUGUUUCAUAACCGAUUGUUGAACAUAGACAAAUAUAACUUAUUUGGUUAGUAGAACAUUAGCAGCUUAUCAGGCAUUGAGGAGGAUGGCAUAACAUUAUUUUGAGCGAGAGGGGCAAAUACCAGAUCUAGGUUGCUGCAAGAUUUCUUUCCAAGUUUCUCUACAAUUUGUGUUUGUUUGAUCCUAUAAUGACACCUUUCCUUUGUUCUUCUAGUUCUUCUCCCUCUUUUUUUUUACUCCACUUGAAAAACUUGGUAAUUUGUGAGCAACUUCAUUUGGUAUUGGCCUUUUUUGGACUAAAGUUGUUAGAUGUGCAAGACAUGUAGACAGAAGGAGAGAACAUUGAGAAAUUUGUUUAUUUUUAUUUUCAUAACACUUUAUAGUGCUAUGCACAUCAGUUGUAGCAUUCUGAAUUCUGAAGCUGCUUUAGUUAGCGAGUUUUCGGUUGCUUAAAUGAUCAAUCUCUAUUUUAUUUGAACUUGUAUUUGUCUUGUUCAUACAAAGUUAAGAUUACUUAUGUCUGGUUUGCUAAGAUUCUGCAUCAGAAUACUAAGUGUAUGAUUUAAACAGAGUUCCCUGAUUCUGUAAGCUCUGAUUUUGUAGAACAAAAAAAGGAAAUGGAGUAUUGGAAAAUUUGAAAUUGCUUCUUCA
Spinacia oleracea (spinach) is the source of this 3988-nucleotide messenger RNA. Its product is annotated as probable serine/threonine-protein kinase PBL25. The coding region runs from base 1388 to 3304 and encodes 638 amino acids. Gene Ontology annotation, biological process: protein phosphorylation. The record is from RefSeq and is a predicted model, not a curated record. Lineage: Eukaryota; Viridiplantae; Streptophyta; Magnoliopsida; Caryophyllales; Amaranthaceae. The transcript has 5 exons. Gene Ontology annotation, molecular function: protein kinase activity; ATP binding.